Aspergillus terreus NIH2624 is the source of this 1197-nucleotide messenger RNA. Its product is annotated as bestrophin family protein. Bases 1 to 1197 code for a protein of 398 amino acids. NCBI's taxonomy places the organism in Eukaryota, Fungi, Ascomycota, Eurotiomycetes, Eurotiales, Aspergillaceae. The record is from RefSeq and is a predicted model, not a curated record. Gene Ontology annotation, molecular function: chloride channel activity. The transcript has 4 exons.
AUGCGCCUCAAUUUCAGCGAACCCCCGACGCCGACGUUGAGUCGUCAGAACACAUCCCUUGUCAACGGCCAUCAUUAUCGCCGGGGCACCCAUCCCCACCAACUGUCGACGCGACGGAAGCCUCGAAGAUGGCCGCUGGUCUUCCGGUUCGUCAAAGGCGCUGUCCACGGGCAGAUCCUGUUGCCGGUCGUGUUGCAUGCGAUGUUUACGGCCUUUGUGGUGUGUCUGGAUAGAUACAUUUUCGACACCGUCGGCCUACCAAACAGCAUCAUUCCCUCGCUCUCAAUCGUCGUCGGUCUCAUGCUCGUCUUCCGCAACCAGACCUCCUACAACCGGUUCUGGGAUGGCCGCAACGGCAUGAACACCGUCAACACCUGCAUCCGCAACCUGGUGCGCACGAUCGCCACCAACGCCUACAGCCCGCGGGCCGCGCCGUCGCCCGCAGAGAAAGAGGACAUCGAGCGCACCUUGCGCAUCCUCAUGGCCAUCCCGUUCGCCGUCAAGAACCACCUUCGCGCCGAAUGGGGCGCCGCCUGGGCGUUUGGCAGCGACGUCGGCGAGGACGGCGUCGCCGCCUACAACCCGGACUACGCGAGCCUGCUGCCUGUCGGCUUGGAGGGCCACGAGGACGAGGGGCUCGGGCUGCCGUUUCAGUUGACCUUUUUCGUGGACGGGUUCAUCAAGCGCGGCGAGCAGCGCGGGUGGUUCAAUGCGCCGGGGGCGAGUCAGAUGCAGGCCCAGCUGAAUACCCUGAUGGACGCGUAUGGGAAGAUGGAGACGAUCAAGUUGACGCCUAUCCCUGUGGCGCAUCUAAUCCAUCAAAAACAAGUCCUCGCGCUGUACGGCUGCGUCCUGCCCUUCGGCAUGGUCGACGACCUGGGCUGGUGGACCGUGCCGAUUGUGAGCCUGGUCAUUUUCACGCUGUACGGCAUCGAGGGCAUCGGGUCGCAGCUGGAGGACCCGUUCGGCUACGACCGCAACGACAUCAAAAUGGACGCGAUUGUCGGCGACGCUAAAACGGAGCUCGGCGUCGUGUUGUCGGAAUGGCGGAAGACGAUCGUCUCGGGGGAGUUGGGGGCGCAAGGGGAGCAGCUUGUUCCGCCGGUCACCGCGCCGAACAACCCGAGUCCUGGACUGGACGAUGCAUAUGCGCCGCCGGAGAUGUUUCUCAAGAUGCGGCCGCGGACAGUGCGGUAG